AAUCUCUCUCUCUCUCUCAUUAAGUUCAGCCCACUUCACUUGUAUAUAUAAAUCACUCUCAUCCCUCAUCUCUUCAUCAAUCCACCAUUCUCCUCUGCUUUCUUCAUCCUUCAUUACUACUUCUUUCUUCUACGAGUUUCAGAAUGGCUACUGCUGAGGUUGUGUCAGUACAAAGUGCACUAGCAGAGGAGAGAGUUGAGGAACCAGCGAAGGUUGAAACGGAGUCAGUAACCGAGAAGGUAAAGGAGAGUGUUGACACCGUGGCUCCAGAAGCUGAAGCUCCAGCUGAAGCCGAGACGAAGGAGGCAAAACAAGUAGAGGAAGAGACCAAAGAAACUCCGGAGUCUGCAACUGUCGCUGAAGCGAGUGAAGAGACUGUUACGGAAGAAGAGACAACAGAAACCACCGAGAAAGCUGUUGACGAGACAAAAAAGACUACAGAAGCGCCUGCUGUUGUUGAGGCAGCCGAAGCAGAAGCAGUAGCAGCAGUAGAAGCAGUAGCAGCCGAAGCAGAAACAGUAGUAGAAGCAGAAACAGUAGCAGAAGCAGAAGUUGAAGCACCGAAAGAAGAGAAGAGUGAUAAGGAAGAAGAGAAGAAAGUUGAGACAGAGGGAGAAGGUGCAGUUGAAAGCAAAAGCGAGUAAGGGGUAGAAUCUGUGUGUCGUAUUUUGGAUCGUGUCUAGUAUUUGUAAUAAAGAGUAGUGAGGAGGAUGAGAUGAGCCCACCCAGACCAGCUCUUGCAUGCCAUCUCAUCUGAAUCCAACUUUUGCUUUUCUUCUUUAAUAUUAACCUUUCGUUUGCUGCAUCUAUGUUUGGUACAAA
Molecule: messenger RNA, 822 nt
Organism: Carica papaya (papaya)
Lineage: Eukaryota; Viridiplantae; Streptophyta; Magnoliopsida; Brassicales; Caricaceae
Source: RefSeq, a predicted model, not a curated record